CAAUGCUCCCUAUAGGUUGCUCCCCUAACACUGCUUUAAGAUGGCUUUCAGAACUGGACAUGUUAUGAACUACCUUCUGAUCAUUUUGUUUGAAAACGGGUCUUAAUCGCGAAACGUGUCAAGUUUAGAUCGGAUUCAAAGGGGUUUGGCCCCUGUACGUGGUGUCCGAUCUCGGCGACACCUUCAGCUUCCCUGUGACGUUCUGCACGGCGCUCGAUAUCAGUGCUGUUAAGCUGGCUCUGGUGUUGAGUUUGUAAAUAUUAUCAGAUCUCCGAUCAGACUCGGUCUAGACCGGUGCUUCUGUAAAAAUGGCCACCAUGGAGAAGCUGAUGAAGGCGUUUGAGUCGCUCAAAUCCUUCCAGCAGCAGCAAGGCCCGCUGUCGGCCGAGGAGAUCGUCCAGAAACAAAAAAAAGACCUUGCUACAACCAAAAAGGACAGAGUGACUCAUUGCCUGACGAUUUGUGAAAACAUCGUGGCACAAUCGCUGAGGACAUCUCCAGAGUUCCAGAAACUUCUCGGAAUUGCCAUGGAAAUGUUCUUGCUGUGCAGCGAUGACAAGGAAUCUGACGUUAGAAUGGUGGCGGAUGAGUGCCUCAACAAAAUCAUCAAAGCAUUGAUGGAUUCUAACUUGCCUAGACUUCAGCUUGAACUGUACAAAGAGAUUAAAAAGAAUGCUGCCUCUCGAAGUCUGCGGGCGGCCCUGUGGAGGUUUGCUGAGCUUGCUCACCUGGUGCGUCCACAGAAAUGCAGGCCGUACCUUGUGAAUCUGCUGCCGUGUCUCACUCGAAUCACGAAACGUCAGGAGGAGACUGUGCAGGAAACUCUUUCUUCAUCGAUUCCUAAAAUUAUGUCUGCUCUCGGAAACUUUGCCAAUGAUGGAGAAAUCAAGAUGCUACUGAAGGCCUUUGUUGCCAAUCUCAAGUCCAGCUCUCCCACUAUCCGUCGCACUGCAGCCAGCUCUGCUGUCAGUGUGUGUCAGCACUCACGCAGAAAACACCACUUCUACACCUGGCUGCUCAACGUGCUGCUUGGUUUGGUGGUACCAGUGGAUGAGGAGCAUUCCACUCACCUGAUUCUUGGUGUGUUACUGACCUUGCGUUACCUGAUGCCUCUUCUGCAGCAGCAGACUCCAAACACCAGUCUGAAGGGCAGCUUUGGGCUUGUUCGGAAAGAGGCAGACAUCUCCCCUUCACCCGAGCAGCUCAUACAGAUGUAUGAGCUGACCCUGCACUACACACAGCACUGGGAUCAUAAUGUUGUGACGGCGUCUCUUGAGCUCCUGCAGCAGGUGUUUCGCACUCCUCCCCCUGAGCUCCUGAAAGUACUCAUCACAGUGGGCGAAAUAACACACACUACCGUCUUCAGAGAAGAGAUGGAGUCUCGUGCUCGCAGUGGCAGCAUCCUUGAGCUUAUUGCUGGUGGGUCAACAUGCAGUCCUCUCCUCCUCAGGAAGCAGAAAGGUAAACUGUUGUCGGGUGAAGAAGAGUGUUUAGAUGAUGACCCUGAGAGGGCAGAAGUCACCACAGGAUCAUUCUCUGCCUCAGUCGGCGGUGAUAACUCCAGCGAAGCUCUGUCCUCCUCAGGCAUUUCGUCUCUCGGCACAUCUGACAUCAUCACCGAGCAGCCACGCUCCUCCCAGCAUGCUUUGCAGCCUGGGGACUCAGUUGACCUGAGCACGUCAGAGCAGGGUGUGGGACCCGAUUCCCCAGAAGUCGAAGAUGAGGACAUGCUUAGCCGCAGCUCGAGUGGAGGCGCAGGAGUCGCCAGCACGUCCGGGGAUCUAAUAAGCGACAGCAACCAGAUAUCGACAGGAGGCAUCUCGUCAUCGCCCCCUAGUGACAGUUCCCAGACGACUACGGAGGGGCCGGACUCCGCCGUGACGCCUUCAGACUGCGCCGAGCUCGUGUUGGAUGGCAGUGAAAGUCAAUACUCAGGGAUGCAGAUCGGCACGCUACAGGAUGAGGAAGAAGAGGCAGCGGCGCCACCUGACAAACCUUCAGAGCCUUUCUCUCAGUCUGUACUGGCUUUAAGCAAACCCCACCUACUGGAGGGCAAAGGUCACAACAGGCAGUCAUCAGACAGCAGUGUGGAUCGAUUCAUACCAAAGGAAGAGGUUCUGGAACCAGCAGAGCUCAACAACAAGCCAUCUCGGAUUAAAGGAGAAAUCGGUCACUACACUGACCCAAAGGAAGAGCCUUUGGUGCACUGUGUCCGGCUGCUGGCUGCCUCCUUCCUGCUCACUGGCCAAAGAAACGGGCUGGUUCCUGAUAAUGAGGUUCGUGUGAGCGUGAAGGCGUUAGCCGUUAGCUGUGUGGGGGCUGCAGCCGCUCUUCUACCCGAUACCUUCUUUAACAGACUCUAUCUGCAGCCACUAGACGGACAACAACCAGAUGAGCAACAAUACAUAAGUGAUGUUCUGCAGUACAUUGAACAUGGAGACCCUCAGAUCAGAGGGGCCACAGCCAUCCUCUGUAGUGCUUUAAUCCAAGCCAUCCAACUAAAGACACGCUACAACACUGAGAUGUGGCUGUCUCACAUCCACAGCAUCACAGGUAACCCGGUGUCAAUCGAAGACUUUGUGCCUUUGCUGCAGCGCAGUCUAAAGGACGAAUCGUCUGUCACAUGUAAAAUGGCCUGUGCUGCUGUUAGGCACUGUAUCAUGGCGCUGUGUAAUGGCAGUCACAGUGAACUUGGCCUGCAGCUGCUGGUUGACCUCCUGACCCUGAAGGACUGCUCCUAUUGGCUGGUCCGCACUGAGCUACUUGAGACGCUGGCUGAGAUUGACUUUAGAUUAGUAAGUUUCUUGGAGAGAAAAACUGAGAAGUUGCACAAAGGAGAGCAUCACUACACUGGGUUAUUGAGGCUUCAGGACAGAGUGCUGAAUGAUGUUGUGCUUCACCUGCUGGGCGACGAUGACCCGCGAGUAAGACACGUGGCAGCAAACACCAUUAGCAGGCUGGUGCCAAGAUUGUUUUACGACUGUGACCAGGCUCAGGCGGAUCCGGUUGUGGCCAUAGCUCGAGAUCAGAGCAGCUUGUACCUGCAGCUUCUGAUGCACGAGACCCAGCCGCCAUCACAGUUUACUGUCAGCACGAUUACACGGACAUACCGAGGCUAUAGUCUGUGUCAGAGCUCACCGGACGUUACAAUCGACAACAACCUGUCACGGGUCAUCACUGCCCUAUCUCAUGCCCUUACCUCCUCUACUUCAAGAGCUGUCACUUUUGGCUGUUGUGAGGCUCUGUGCCUUCUGUCGAGCACUUUCCCAGUGUGCACCUGGAGCACCGGCUGGCACUGUGGCUUUGUGAGCUCCUCUGUGUUUCAUCUCAACCGUUCCAGCCAGUACCGCAGCCAAGGACGCUCAUUCAGUCUUUCUCAGCCUGGCGGUAAUGAGGAUGUGCGCAGGUCUUUGACAGUGGGCGUGGCCAGUAUGGUUCUGUCUCUCCUCACCUCCGCCUGGUUUCCCCUGGAUCUCUCCGCCCAUCAGUCUGCUCUGCUGCUGGCUGGAAAUCUUCUUGCAGCUGUUGCACCAAAGUGCAUGAAGAGUCCAUGGGUGGGUGAGGAAGACUCCAGCUCCGCCCCCUCCAAGCAGGAGGAGGCGUGGCCGGCUCUUAGCGACCGCUCUGUGGUUGCUAUGGUGGAGCAGCUGUUCUCACACCUGCUGAAGAUCCUCAACAUCUGCGCCCAUGUUCUGGAUGACACGCCUCCAGGGCCUGCUGUCAAGGCGACUUUGCCAUCAUUGUCCAAUACUCCAUCUCUCAGUCCGAUCAGACGCAAGGGAAAAGAGAAAGAGAUGACAGAGCCCAGCUCCACUCCCAUGAGCCCAAAGAAGGGAGCAGAGACCCACACAGGCAGAGCUGCAGACAGCACAGCGACAGCGGCGGUUAACAAAUCCACAACUCUGGGCAGCUUUUAUCACCUUCCUCCUUACCUGAAGCUUUACGAUUCCCUGAGAGCUACUCAGGCCAACUUCAAAGUCACGUUAGACCUCCACAACACCAAUGAGAAGUUUGGAAGUUUCUUGAGGUCAACCCUGGAUGUUCUUUCCCAGGUGCUCGAGCUGGCCACCCUCAACGACAUAGGCAAAUGUGUUGAAGAGAUCUUGGGGUACCUCAAGUCAUGUUUCUCACGGGAACCCACUAUGGCCACUGUCUGUGUCCAACAGUUGUUGAAGGCAUUGUUUGGGACCAAUCUUGCAUCUCAAUAUGAAGGGUCCUCGUCUUACCCAUGUCGGACCCAGGGCAAAGCCCUUCGGCUCGGGUCGAGCAGCUUGAGGCCUGGGCUCUAUCACUACUGCUUCAUGGCCCCGUACACACACUUCACACAGGCCCUUGCAGAUGCCAGCCUACGAAACAUGGUGCAGGCUGAGCAAGAACAGGAUGCCUCUGGAUGGUUCGAUGUCAUGCAAAAAGUGUCCAAUCAGCUGAGGUCGAGCAUUACCAAUGUCACUCGCCAUCGAGGAGAUAAGAACGCAAUUCACAAUCACAUUCGCUUGUUUGAGCCUCUGGUGAUAAAGGCGUUGAAGCAGUACACCACCAGCACUUCAGUGGCCCUGCAGAGACAGGUGCUGGAUCUACUCGCCCAGCUCGUGCAGCUGAGGGUCAACUACUGCCUGCUGGACUCAGACCAGGUGUUCAUCGGUUUCGUGCUAAAGCAGUUUGAGUACAUUGAAGUAGGGCAGUUCAGGGACUCGGAAAAGAUUGUGCCCAACAUUUUCUUCUUCCUGGUUUUGCUGUCGUAUGAGCGCUACCACUCCAAGCAGAUCAUCAGCAUCCCGAAGAUCAUUCAGCUGUGUGACGGCAUCAUGGCCAGCGGCAGGAAGGCGGUAACACAUGCAAUCCCUGCUCUGCAGCCCAUCGUGCAUGACCUGUUUGUGCUUCGGGGCUCUAAUAAAGCGGAUGCGGGGAAGGAGCUGGACACCCAAAAGGAAGUGGUGGUGUCCAUGCUGCUGCGCCUCAUUCAACACCACCAGGUGCUGGAGAUGUUUAUUCUGGUCCUACAGCAAUGCCAUAAAGAAAAUGAAGAUAAGUGGAAGAGGCUUUCGAGACAGAUCGCUGACAUCAUCCUGCCAAUGAUCGGCAAACAGCAGAUGCAUCUGGACUCCCAUGAGGCACUGGGCGUGUUAAACACACUGUUUGAGAUUGUGGCACCCUCUUCCUUGAGGCCAGUGGACAUGCUACUGAAGAGCAUGUUCAUCACACCGUCUACCCUUGCGUCGGUCGGCACGGUGCAGUUGUGGGUGUCUGGAAUUCUCGCCAUCGUUCGUGUUCUCAUCUCGCAGUCCACUGAGGACAUCAUUCUCUCUCGCAUUCAAGAGCUUUCGCUGUCGCCGUACCUCCUCUCAUGUGCCACCAUCCAGCAACUCCGGGACGAUGACCUUUCACCCCCCGCAGCCCCGCCCACUAUCCCAGAAGAGUCCGAUGGGGAGCCCCAGCGCUUCCCUCCUGAGGAAACCUUUGCCAGGUUUUUGUUGCAGUUGGUGGGGGUGUUGUUGGAUGAUAUUGCCAGUAAGCAGGUGAAGGUCGACAUGAGUGAGCAACAGCACACGUUCUACUGUCAGCAGCUGGGCACGUUACUCAUGUGUCUGAUCCACAUCUUUAAAUCAGGAAUGUUCCGGCGAAUCACAGCAGCGGGCAGCAGGCUGCUGAAGGUUGAGGGAGGGGAGGGGGGUAGUUUUUAUACCCUUGAGGGUUUAAACACCCUUGUGCUUCAGCUCAUCACAACACACCCGUCUCUGGUCCUGCUCUGGUGUCAGGUUCUUCUCAUCAUCAACUACACAAACUACACCUGGUGGUCAGAGGUGCAUCAGACCCCCAGGAGGAACAGUCUGUCUAGCACUAAGCUUCUGAGCCCACAUUCAUCUGGAGAAGAGGAGAGUCCUGAGGGAAAACUAGCUAUGUGUAACCGAGAGAUUGUUCGUCGAGGGGCGCUCAUCCUCUUCUGUGACUACGUGUGUCAAAACCUGCAUGACUCCGAGCAUUUAACGUGGCUGACGGUGAAUCACGUGAGCGAUCUCAUCAGUCUUUCCCAUGAGCCUCCGGUGCAGGACCUCAUCAGUGCUGUGCACCGAAAUUCUGCGGCAAGCGGCCUCUUCAUACAGGCUAUACAAUCACGCUGUGACAACCUCUGUACUCCUGUGAUGCUGAAGAAGACCCUGCAGUGUUUGGAAGGAAUUCAUUUGAGUCAGUCUGGCGCGCUGCUCAUGCUAUACGUGGACAAACUACUCAACACGCCGUUCCGUGUGCUGGCUCGCAUGGUGGACACUCUCGCCUGCAGACGUGUGGAGAUGCUGCUUGCCGAGACCCUGCAGAAUAGUGUAGCUCAGCUACCUCUGGAGGAGCUGGACAGAAUUCAACAGUACCUGCAGACCAGUGGCCUUGCGCAAAGACAUCAGCGGUUCUACUCCCUGCUGGACAGGUUCAGAGCCACAGUUGCUGAAGAUACCACAAGUCCUGCUGCCCCUAUUACCUCCCACCCACUAGAUGGGGACCCACCCCCUCCACCUGAAAAUGUUGAACCCGAUAAGGAGUGGUACGUUGCUCUGGUAAAGUCUCAGUGUUGUUUGAGAGGUGAAGGAGCUCUUUAUGAAACCACAGAGCUGCUGACCAAACUUCCACAACCUGAUCUGAGCACCAUAAUGACCUGCAAGGACUUUAACCUGUGUCUGCUGGCAUCAUGUGUGAGUGUUGGUGUGCAGCGGCUGUGUAAGGAUCACGGGGCGGUAUUAUUCGAGACCGCUCAGCAGGUGGCCUUUGAGCGAUUGGCUGGUGUCAUAGAGCUCCUCCCCUCCCCUCACCAGCCCCUCCUCAUCUCAUCCAAGUCCUGUACGGACUCCUACAUGGAGAAAGUCAAUCAGGUGUAUGGUGAGCCUGGGUUUUAUCAGACCGUGUUGAGUCUGUGUGGGGUGUUGAGUCAGUAUCUGCUGUCUCUAUCCAAAGUUCCCUCAUCCGUGAACAUUUCCAAAGACAGAGAGACCCUCAUUGCCACCUUCAGCACCCUUGCCGUAGAGGUGGUGGUGUGGCGUUUGCUGCAGGAUCAGCUGCCUCUGAGUGUGGACAUUCAGAUGAGUUUAUCAUGUCUGUGUUUGGCUCUCCAACAGUCGGCGGUGUGGACACACUUCACCUCCGACUCCUACCUCUCACAAACCUGCUCUAUAAUUCACUGUGUACAGCUCCUCAUCCACGCAGUCGCUGUUGGUCCUGGUGACCAGCUUCUGAGGCCAGAGAGGAAAACAUCACAUACAGAUCAGUCAGAAGACGACCAGUUGGACUCGGCGUCAGAUAAUCAGCGUGAAUGGCGGUGCUGUGAGAUCAUGGCUGAGCUGGUUGAAAGUCUGCAGAGUGUGCUGGCUCUGGGUCACCACAGAAACAAGAACAUCCCAGCAUUCCUUACGCCUGUCCUCCGGAACGUAAUCAUCAGUCUUGCCAGGCUGCCCCUUGUAAACAGCUACACUAGAAUCCCACCUCUUGUCUGGAAGUUGGGCUGGUCCCCCAGACCUAGUGGAGAGUUUGGUACAGCUUUGCCUGAAAUCCCUGUGGAGUUUUUUCAAGAGAAAGACGUCUUUAGAGAAUUCCUCUAUCGGAUUAACACUCUGGGCUGGAGCAGUCGGACACAGUUUGAGGAGACAUGGGCCACUCUGUUGGGGGUUGUGGUCACUCAGCCAAUCACGAUGGACCAAGAAGAGGAGAGCCAGCAGGAGGAUGAUCUGGAGAGGACGCAGAUAAAUGUACUGGCGGUUCAGGCCAUCACCUCUCUAGUGCUGAGUGCCAUGACUCUACCGACAGCAGGAAAUCCCGCCGUCAGCUGUCCUGAACAACAACCUCGCCACAAGAUCCUUAAAGCUCUGGAUACUAGAUUUGGCCGUAAACUGAGUGUCAUUAGAGGUAUGGUCGAGCGCGAGAUUCAGGCCAUGGUGUCAAAGCGAGACAACAUCGCCACACACUUCCCCUAUCAAGCUUGGGACCCCGUGCCAUCAUUAUCGUCAUCGACAGCUGGCACCCUCAUUAGCCAUGAGAAACUACUUCUGCAAAUAAACACAGAGAGGGAGAUGGGCAACAUGGACUACAAACUGGGACAGGUGUCCAUUCACUCAGUUUGGAUGGGGAAUAAUAUCACCCCUCUGAGAGAAGAGGAGUGGGGUGAGGAUGAGGAAGAUGAAGCAGAUGCUCCAGCACCUGCCUCACCUCCAGUGUCACCAAUAAACUCCAGAAAGCAUCGUGCUGGUGUUGACAUCCACUCCUGCUCCCAGUUCCUCCUGGAGCUCUACAGUCAGUGGAUCCUCCCCGGCAGCCCCAGCAGCAGGAAAACACCUGUUGUGCUUGUCAGUGAAGUGGUCAGAUCGCUGCUGGCAGUGUCUGAUCUCUUCACAGAGAGGAAUCAGUUUGAUAUGAUGUUCUCCACUCUGACUGAGCUGCAGAAGGUUCAUCCACCAGAAGAUGAGAUCCUCAAUCAAUACCUCGUACCAGCUAUCUGCAAAGCAGCGUCUGUGCUAGGAAUGGAUAAAGUUAUCGCAGAACCCGUGUGUCGUCUUCUGGAGAGCACCUUACGCAGCACUCACCUGCCCAGUCGAAUUGGAGCACUACAUGGGGUUCUGUAUGUGCUAGAAUGUGAUCUACUAGACGAUACGGCACGCCAGCUUAUUCCAGCCGUCAGUGACUACCUGCUCUCCAACCUAAGAGCUACUGCUCACUGCGUGAACGUGCACAACCAGCAGCACGUGUUGGUGAUGUGCGCCGUGGCCUUCUACAUGAUGGAGAACUACCCUCUGGACGUCGGGUCAGAAUUCAAUGCCGGGGUCAUUCAGCUGUGCUGUGUCAUGCUUUCGGCUAGCGAGGAGGCCACACCAUCUGUCAUCUACCACUGUGUCCUGCGAGGUCUGGAGCGACUGCUUCUCUCCGAGCAGCUGUCACGCGUGGAUGCGGAGACCCUUGUCAAGCUGAGCGUGGACCGCGUGAACAUGCCCAGUCCACACCGCGCCAUGGCUGCCCUGGGUCUCAUGCUGACCUGCAUGUACACAGGUGUGGCUGGAGAGGAAGGGAAAGAGAAGGGAAGUCCUGGGCACCUUGCCGAUGCAGAAUCUACAGCUCCGGAUAGCGAAUCGGUAAUUGUUGCCAUGGAGCGCGUAUCCGUUCUCUUUGACAGGAUCCGCAAAGGCUUUCCGAGUGAGGCACGCGUAGUAUCCCGGAUCCUUCCCCAGUUCCUGGAUGACUUUUUCCCACUUCAGGACGUAAUGAACAAAGUAAUCGGAGAGUUCCUGUCCAAUCAGCAGCCUUACCCGCAAUUUAUGGCAACGGUGGUCUACAAGGUAUUUCAGACACUUCAUGCAACUGGCCAGUCCUCCAUGGUCCGUGAUUGGGUGCUCCUCUCUCUGUCGAACUUCACGCAGAGAACACCUGUCGCUAUGGCAAUGUGGAGCCUGUCUUGUUUCUUUGUCAGUGCUUCUACCAGCCAGUGGAUCUCCGCCCUUCUGCCUCACAUUAUAAGUCGCAUGGGGAAGUCGGACACAGUGGACGUUAGUCUUUUCUGUCUUGUCGCUAUGGAUUUCUAUCGACACCAGAUUGAUGAAGAGUUAGACCGAAGGGCCUUCCAGUCUGUCUUUGAGAUGGUGGCGUCUCCUGGUAGUCCUUAUUACCAAUUGCUGUGCUGUUUGCAGAGCAUUCACCAAGACACAUCCUUAUAAUAUAAACAUUUCCAAAACAACAAGUAAAUCACAAGACAUCGAUAAAAAAUAACACAAAAAAAAAGCUUCACAAUUGGCCACAAUAAACUAUUAUCUUGGAUUGGAUAUGUGGAGGUGGAUUGGUUGCUAUGAAAAUGAUACAAAAGGUCAUUGCCCCAAAUAGUUUAUAGUUAUAUAGACCGUGGGACCAAUAUAAACCACGAGACAGCCAAACAACCUCUAGUCUGUAAUAAUAACACAAAAAUACCACAACUGUAAAAAAGACUGACUUUAGGUAGUGGUGAUUUAAGCGCUCAGCAUUAUAUCGAGGCAAGCUUUUGUUCACCGUAAUCUCCAUAUUAAUGCUCUUCCUUUGAAAUCUGAGAAUGUUGUUGUGGCAAGACUGCAUAAUGCAAGUAUAAUCUAGUUGCAAAGGUUUUCUGUUAUGCAGUCCAAACCAACAGUGUAUCUCGUUUAAUAAAUUCUGUUAGAACAUAAUAUUCAAGAGAUUUCCCAAAAGUUUCAGAUAAUAAUACAGUUGAAUAUUAAUUCAAGCACUUUAGAGAAGUCAACUACUUAAAUGUUUCAUCACUUCCUGCACUUAAAAAAACUUGACUAAUUUUCUUUAAGCUAUUGGGAAGCAACAUGAUAUGGUAUUUUCCACCCUCCUCUCCACCAAUCCAAACUCUCCUGUUCCCACAGAAAUGAAAGAUGCUCUUCUUCAUCUUCCUAGACCCACAACUCCCUUAAUUGAAUAUCAUUCCUUUCGCAAGGCCGAUGUAAUUUUUUGCUCUUCGUGUUUGCCAGCACUUAAAGCAAAAAUAAAUUGUACGUUGAAUUUAUUCCCCUCGAAUGCGGGAACGUUGCUUAAGAGUAUUGGUCUGAUUUGAUUUUUGUGUAUUUAAAUGUACAAUGUGUUCGGCAUGAGCGCAAUGUUUCCACAGAGAGGCGAGAAUUGUCUAAAAGUUGAUUUUUCUUCAAAUUCAAUUGUCUAUAUUUGUUGUUUUUAAAUUGACUUUUUUGUUUUAUUUUUAAACGGAAGAAAACCAGUUCACAAAUGUGAAUCACUGAAGCCUUUUUGUAUGGUUGGGGUUUGAAAUAGCCAUAGCGGUUUGUGUAGAGAGGUUUUUUUUAGAUUUUGUGGUUUCUGGACAUUACAGCUGAGAUCUGUAUGACAUAAUGUGUACUUUUCAGCACAUUUAUUUUAUUAGUUACUUUUCUUUUAAGAGCUCAGGACGUAAAAACUGAUCUAGUGUAAUGACUGGAAUAUGUAUUUUAAUCUAUAUUGUUUACAUCAUGUACAAUUUGUGUAAAAGAAAUAAUAUUUGUGACGAAUUGAAUAAACUGUAGUGCAUGACAACACCCAUCGGUGGACACAAGACGGUGUAAAGUGAAGGGCCAUUGUAAAUGAAUGAGCGCAAUAACCCACCCUUUAUUUUUCUGUUUCAAAUUUGUGGAGUGACACAAUCACUUUAUUUUUGACUCUGUGGCAUAGGAGCCUACACUGUAAAUAGAAGCCUCGGAGAAGCUAUAGAUGUCUUAUAUAUUAUUAACUUGAAGCAUGCUGUUGUCUGCUCUCAAUAUUGAAUUCAUAUUUUAUGUGAUGACAAAACGGGGACUUUUGUGAUUGUAAAUGGGAGGACAGUCUACAUGGGCACCGGAUACCUAACAAAGACAAAUUUGCACUCAUGGCAUGACUGAAAGGUCAAAUUUGCUGGUCCUGUUGGGUAGUGUACAGACUACUAAAUAUACGUUUUCUGAAGUGGUAAGAAGUUUGCUUUGUUGUAGUGUACAUAGCACUUGAUACAAGAUAUUUUCACUGCUUAAAAAUAGCCUUUCCUUGUUUGAAAUUGGCAUAUUCACCUCGUGUAAUUGCCCCAGGCCAACAAGGACUUUUGCCGGUCAGUUUCACAGAUGGUAGCUGCAUUCAAAAAAUUCUGUCAACUAAUUGAUGGGCUGCUUAAGUGCUCCGAUACGGCAGUGCUUUUGGCGGUCAGGAAUAACUUGAUGCCUUUAAACACAAACCACCUUUGUGGUUGGACCAAAAUACUGCAAAUCUCUUUAGUGCGGAAAACACUGACAUUUUGGGAAAUAUCAGCUAGUAAAUAAGUUUUUCGUGUUUAGUUUUUGUGUUUGGUAAGCUUGAUCUCAGAAAGGGGGCACUGACUGGUUUAUUGCGUCUCAGGUGAUUUAUUUUUACACGCCCCUUGCAUUAUAAUGUUAUUACCCAGCAAAUCCAUGCAAUACAGAUUUGACACUAUUAUUGAUUGUUUUCCCAUGUAGUAGUCAUCUUUCAGAGAAGAUUACUAAAUCAUAAUUUAGUUACACACAUAGGUUGGUGAGAAUAGGAUAUUGAAUGUCACUCACAUAAUGGGUUAUUUGGGGAGGAUGGCAGCUGUCCCUGCAGACUAGGAUGCCAUGAUGGUUUAGCACCGGAGCCUUAAGAAAAUCCCCAUUGCUAUUUAUUUAGCUCAUCUCUGCAAGCUGUGGGGAGUCAAAGAGGACAAGAAGUUGAUGUAUUUAUUUUGAUGGAUUGUUUUAAUGUCUUGAAUCAUAAAAAAGACUAUAAUAAAUAAACAAAUAAAAGAUUUUAAAUGUUU
Molecule: messenger RNA, 12259 nt
Organism: Triplophysa dalaica
Lineage: Eukaryota; Metazoa; Chordata; Actinopteri; Cypriniformes; Nemacheilidae
Gene: htt
Product: huntingtin
Exons: 67
Coding region: 309-9680 (3123 amino acids)
Cellular component (GO): cytoplasm; nucleus
Source: RefSeq, a predicted model, not a curated record